This is a messenger RNA of Chlorella variabilis, 660 nucleotides long. RefSeq lists its product as hypothetical. Gene Ontology annotation, molecular function: protein kinase activity; ATP binding. The transcript is spliced from 5 exons. The annotation marks the transcript as partial. Lineage: Eukaryota; Viridiplantae; Chlorophyta; Trebouxiophyceae; Chlorellales; Chlorellaceae. The record is from RefSeq and is a predicted model, not a curated record. Gene Ontology annotation, biological process: protein phosphorylation.
GUGAACGAGGUGCGGCUGCUGGCCUCGCUGUCACACCCCAACGUGGUGGUGUUCAAGAGCAGCUUUGUGGAGGAUGGCUGCCUGAAUGUCAUCAUGGAGGUGGUGGCACAUGGCGACCUGUCAGCGGUCAUUGAGCAGCACCGCAAGGACGGCCGCCGCAUCUCAGAAGACACAGUCUGGGGCUACCUGCUGCAGGCGCGCAGCUGGGCUGGGGGCGGCGGGGGGUGCCGGGCCUUGCCAGGCCCUGCUCUCACUGCACACCUGCACGACUCAGGCAUCAUCCACCGCGACGUCAAGCCCGCCAACAUCCUGAUUGGGCGGGACGGUGUGCUGAAGAUCGCCGACCUUGGCGUGGCCGGCCUGCUGCACAUGGGCAGCAGCAAGCUGCAGAUUGGCACGCUGCAGUACAUGGCCCCCGAAAUGCACGCUGGGCUGGACUACAGCUACGCGGCCGACGUGUGGAGCCUGGGCUGCCUGGUGUACGAGCUGUGCCAGCUGGAGCCGCUGUUUGGGGACCGAGAGGAGGAGGUGGUGGCGAGGAAGGUCCGCGGCCUGCUGCUGCCUCCCGCCAUCCCGGCCAAGUACUCUCCCGAGCUGCAGAUCAUGGUGAACCGCAUGCUGCAGCAGGACCCCAAGGCGCGGCCCAGCUUGGGCGCCAUC